UGCUGUAGAGCGGUGAUUGAAGGGAGAGCAGAACGGCGGUGGCGACGACGGCCAUCUUAGAGCUACCGUGGUAACCGACACUCAUCUUCUGGAUUUUAUUUUUCUUGUAAGAGAAACAUUUCGGCCGACUGACGAGAGAAGAAGAAGGUUGUUUUUCACUUCACCGCCGUUGAACUCGAAGUCGGGAUGCGGUUCCGAGGGAAUAAACAAUUUGCAUCCGCUGUCGGACUGGUCCUCGGACUAUUAUGUGCGGUGGAGGCAGCUAAAGUCAAUAAGCACAAACCAUGGAUCGAGACAACGUACCAUGGGAUCGUAACGGAAAAUGAUGACAAAGUGCUUCUGGACCCCCCUCUAAUUGCACUGGACAAGGAUGCUCCUCUACGUUAUGCAGAAAGUUUUGAGGUGACCCUCACUGAAGAAGGUGAAAUUUGCGGCUUCAGAAUCCAUGGACAGAAUGUCCCCUUUGAAGCUGUGGUCCUGGACAAGUCCACUGGUGAGGGGGUGAUCCGGGCCAAGGACAAACUGGACUGUGAGCUGCAGAAGGAGCACACCUUUACCAUCCAAGCCUACGACUGUGGAGAGGGUCCUGAUGGAGCAAACAUGAAGAAAUCGCACAAGGCCACUGUUCACAUCCAGGUUAAUGACAUCAACGAGUAUUCACCAGUGUUCAAGGAGAAGUCUUACAAAGCCACCGUUAUUGAGGGAAAGAAGUAUGACAGCAUCUUGAAAGUUGAGGCUGUGGACGCCGACUGCUCUUUCCAGUUCAGCCAAAUCUGCAACUACGAGAUCGUCACCCCUGAUGUCCCCUUCACCAUUGACAAAGACGGCUUUAUCAAGAAUACUGAGAAACUGAGCUACGGCAAAGAACGCAUGUACAAGCUGACCGUGACGGCCUAUGACUGUGGAAAGAACCGAGCCUCUGAGGACGUUCUGGUCAAGAUCAGUGUCAAGCCUACCUGCAAACCCAGCUGGCAAGGAUUCAAUAAGAGGAUUGAAUACGAGCCCGGCACAGGUAGCCUUGCCCUUUUCCCAAGCAUGCACUUGGAGACCUGUGAUGAGCCAAUCACGUCCAUCCGAGCCAACAUUGAACUAGAAACCAACCAUAUUGGGAAAGGCUGCGACCGUGACACCUACUCUGAGAAGUCUCUGCACAAGCUGUGCGGAGCCAGCUCUGGCACCGUGGAGCUCCUGCCUGCACCCAGCAGCUCCUCCAACUGGACGGUAGGACUGCCCACUGAUAAUGGGCAUGACAGCGACCAGGUGUUUGAGUUUAAUGGCACCCAGGCCAUCAAGGUUCCUGAUGGCAUGGUAAGCACCAGCCUAAAGGAGCCCUUCACCAUCUCUGUGUGGAUGAGACACGGUCCCGGGGCCCAUGAGAAGGAGACCAUCCUCUGUAACUCUGACAAGACAGAGAUGAACAGACACCACUACUCGCUCUACGUUCACAACUGCAGACUGAUCCUACUCCUACGCCAGGAUCCAUCUGAGGCGGAGAACUACAAACCAGCUGAGUUUCACUGGAAACUUGACCAGGUGUGUGAUAAGGAGUGGCAUCACUAUGUGCUGAAUGUGGAGUUCCCCACUGUUUCUCUCUUUGUGGAUGGAACUACAUUUGAGCCCUUCCUGGUCACAGAAGACUACCCUCUGCAUGCUUCAAAGAUCGAAACUCAGCUCACCAUUGGUGCUUGCUGGCAAGACAACUCAGGACAUGACAAUGACACUGAGUCAGUCUCUGAGCCCGCCUCAGGUGCAAACGCCCGUAUGGCUCAGUUUUUCCGGGGCAACCUGGCCGGGCUGAUGAUCCGCUCAGGCAAGCUGGAGAACAAGAAGGUGAUUGACUGUCUCUACACAUGCAAGGAAGGACUUGACGUGCAGCUUCCUGAGGAGGUAGCCUCAGCUGUCAAGGUUGAAUUCAACCCCAACCAGUCCUCCCUGACUGUGGAGGGCGACGACAUUGAUGCCUUCGACAAGGUCAUGCAGCACAUCUCCUACUUGAACUCCCGCCAGUUCCCCACCCCUGGCAUCAGACACCUUCGCAUCUCCACCACCGUCAAGUGCUUUAACGAGGAGGCCUGUGUAACGGUGCCAGAUGCUGAAGGAUAUGUGAUGGUGCUCCAGCCAGAAGAGCCCAAGAUCAGCUUGAGCGGCAUUGAUCACUUCGCCCGCAGUGCUGCUGAAUUCGAGAGCCAGGAAGGUGUGACGCUGUUCCCGGAGCUACGCAUUGUUAGCACCAUCACCCGGGAGGUGGAGGCCGACACCGAGUCUGAGGCAGCUGAGGGAGCUGAUGAUGACCCUACAGUCCAAGAGACAGUGGUGUCAGAAGAGAUUAUGCACAACCUGGACACAUGUGAAGUGACUGUGGUAGGAGACGAGCUGGAUGGAGAGCACGAGAGCCUGGAGCUGGACGCAUCCCAGCUGCAGCAGCAUGGCUUGGAAAUGAGCUCCUCAAACAUGGGCCUUGUCGUCACAGGUGUGAACACCAUGGCCAACUAUGAGCAGGUCCUGCAUCUUAUCCGUUACAAGAACUGGCACACUGAGGCUCUCUUUGACAGGAAAUUCAAACUGGUCUGCUCUGAACUCAAUGGUCGUUACAUCAGCAACGACUUUAAGGUCGAGGUGAAUGUAAUCCACACAGCAAGUCCAGUGGAGCACGCCAACAAUGCCAUGGUGCAGCCAAACUUUAUUAACCCUGUGCAUCAUGCCUCUGUGGAUCUGUCAGGGCACAACCUGGUCAACGCUCACCAGGCCUCAGUGGUUCCUAGCGCUGCCACCAUCGUUAUCGUAGUGUGCGUCAGCUUCCUGGUGUUUAUGAUCAUCCUGGGCGUGUUCCGCAUCCGUGCUGCACACCAGCGCACCAUGAGAGACCAGGAGAACGGCAAGGAGAACGAGAUGGACUGGGAUGACUCAGCACUCACCAUCACUGUCAACCCCAUGGAGACAUACGAGGACCAGCACAGCAGCGAGGAGGAGGAAGAAGAGGAGGAGGAGAGCGAGGACGGGGAGGAGGAAGAUGACAUCACAAGCGCUGAGUCAGAGAGCAGCGAAGAUGAAGAGGGCGGGGAGCCAGAGGACCAGCAGGGGGCCAGCAGACAGCAGCAGCUGGAGUGGGACGACUCCACCCUCACCUACUAGAGCAACAUAGUCACACACACGCAUUACAGUUAACACAAGCACACACACAUCACCAAAUCACACUCCCUGCUCAGCACACACUCCCAUCCUGUACAGCUACAUGUCCAAGGAGCCAUGAUGUAAAAAAAGGAAAAAAAAACAAAACAAAAAAGAAACAGAAAAAUUCCCUUCAGCGUAUAUAUGGUCAAGUUUUUCCUGUCGUUAUCUUAGUGGUGGUACUCAGUGUAGUGUAGUCAUCACCGGAUUGCUGAUUUUUACUGUUUAUUUUUUUAUUUAUUAUAUUUUGAUUCCCGGGAAAACUUGGCCUACAUUUGUUUUGAACUGUGUGAGGAAGCCAACCCUGCACUUUUUUUCUCUCAGACAUAAGGCUCUCAAAUGGAGGAUUUAUUUUCCUGAUGUACAUUCUUUGCUCAAUGCUUUUAGAAUCGUUUGCCGCUAAAUUCACAUAUAGCUUUGACUUGAGUUUUCUUGACUUGUAGUCCUCGGUAAACAACGCUUUUAACAAGUAGACUGCAUUUUCUUUUUUCUUUGUGUUCUUUUAGUGCAUGAGGAUAUUUGAGAAGUCAUAUGUGUAGAGAAAUUUACUGCUUUUUAAAGAUUUUGUAAAUAUAAAGAAACCAUGUAAUUAGUCAAUGUGUUAGUGGAGGCCUACUCAAACGGGGUCCAGUAUCUUAAAUGACGCAGUACGUAAUGAAGAAUAUUUGUGUCACACAGGCUGUAGCAUGUCGCUCAAUUUCUGAAAAAGCCGUACCAUCCUGCUUGUACAAAAAAAUGUCUGCUUCAUGAUGAGAAACUGGGGACUUUAAACAGAGGUUUUCAUGGCAAAGUCAUGCCUGUUUUAUCUUUUUUUUUUAAAGAAGGAAAAUCAUUUCUAUUUUUUUCUAUUGGGCAGGAUUGGAUGGUUUCAGCUUCAUAAUGCUUUGCUUUGCUUGCACAGGCGUCAGUGUAUUUCAUUCCCGAUAGAUCUCACUGUUGUACAGAAGGGAUUUUCUUUUAUUUUGUUCAGGGUAAUCACUCAUGCUAAUAUACAAAUGGAUAUUUGGAGUGGAAUGGUAUAAAUCCCAGGCCAGCAGGUACCUAAGUGCUGUUGAUCUGGAAGUAUAGGUACUAACAUUUCUGCCAGGACAUGUCAAGAGAUUUCCUCAGCUUAAAGAGCUUUUCGAGCGUAUCCCAGUCCUGAGGUGCUGACAGAAGUGAGGGGAAAAACAUUCAAGCUACUGAAAGAGCAGGUUUUUAACAGACAGAGCUUUAUUGGAGCUGCUGGUGUUGUUUAUUGGGAGAGAGAAGAGAAAUGAAAGUACUUUUCAGGAUUGCAUUACUGCAAGUUUAUUUAAGUGGCACGGCUUUUAAACCUGAAAAAAUAAAGCUAAUAUAAGGUACAUUUAAAACUGGUUUCCUAUUGCAAAAUAAGCAGCUUCUCUACAUAGACAACUGCUUAGUUUAAAAUAGGGAAACACAUGAAAAAUGAACCUUGUUGAAUUCUUAAAAUGACAUAUUUUUUGCAGUAGACCACUAGAUUUUAUUGUACAUGGAACUGUACUGUAGAGAUGUUCUAAAGAUAUUUGUUUACAUUUGGUAAACUUAUUUUCCUUCUGGUAAUAGUAUAAAGCUUAUACAUUUGAUUGGGAAAAUGUGUCCGACCUCUCAGACUCUGUUGUAUAUAUCUUUCACAAAACCAGAAACAAAUGUAACUUCACACUUUACUGUCAAGUUUUUGUGUCUUUUCUUUUCUUUUUUGGGGGGGUACCAAGUAAAUGUAAACACUUCCCAAACCUGCGUUAAAAAAGCAGAUCAGAUUUGGGGCAUUGAGGUGAACAGAAUGUGGCAUCUUCACGUGUUGCGAGUCUUUGCUUUGCAUGCAAAUCUAUUUUCAGAGGCCAAAUGGAUUUGAAAUGAACAAAAUGGUUUCUUUUAAGGGUUUCAGUCCCACAGUCAGGUAUUUUAGCUUCAUUUAAUUUAUGAUUUUUAGGAUGUCUGGGGUGCAAAGUGAGUAAAGUCUCCCCUCCAUGAUGACUUGGACUUGUUCAAAGAGUGCCAGGUCUGAACCGGCUGAGAUGGGAGUGCCUUUUUCCGAUCAUAGCGCAAUUAGCAGGUCUAACAAAAACACUCAUUUGUGCGCUUUUAUUUGUGAAAACUUUUGAUUGUUUUUUUUAUUUGUGUUUGUUUAAAGCUAGAGAUGGGGAUUUACAUUUCUUUCAGUUUGUUGUAACAAUAGUCCACCGCUAGUUUGAUUAAAAGUGAAAAACGUUUUACAUAGAUGUCAUGUGUCCAUGUUGAUGUUUAGAGGAACUAGAUCCAUAUUGUAUCUUCUAUAGAUAUUGUACUAAAUCAUAGACGGAAUCCACCUUUAAAAAGUUGUACAGUACAUUAUGAAAUUGCUUUGGCAGCAUACAUGGGUAUACUGUUAAUUCACCUAUUUGUGUAUAGUGGAAGGUCAUUUUGAACAGUGUCCUAUUGCCUGAGUUGUUGCGAUAUGAUUUUGAGGGCAGCAUGAAUUUCACAUGAACCAGAGAAUAAUAAAAGCCUGUCGACUCGGAGAGUUUCAUUUUGUCAAACACUCGAUGUCCACGUUUCAUCUACAGCUUAAAAAUACAAACCCAAGGGUCACUGCUCUGUGCACACUGACUCUUUAGUCUCUCCACAGUGACUCCACCAUCUCCAGUUUUCUGAGUGUAAUGCUUUGUGAUCAGCCCCUGAGCUAAGUGUAAGUUGGUUGAAUUGAAUGUCACUGCCUAACAAACUGAAAUGCAGCCAUACUGUAAUAACACUUCAAAUGUAAAGGGGCAUUUUACUUUGCAUGAACCACAGCUUUGUGUUACGUUCCAUGUGGGCUUGUGAGACCAGAGUGAGAAAAGGAGGCGUGAUACACUACUGAUUCUCAGAUUGUCUGUUUCACAUGUCCAGAUAUUUUUACUUUCCCCCCGUUUUGUUUUCUUUUAAACUUUUUCUCAAAACGGAAGGUAACAAUGUUUUCAGAACGAUUGAAUGCUUCCUUUCUGCUUGUUGGAGCUGCUCUCACUUUUCUACCAAUUUAAAGGCAAAUUGUAGUGAAGUUGAUGCUUGCUCAUAAACAAAAUAAAGGAUGACAAG
This is a messenger RNA of Cheilinus undulatus (humphead wrasse), 6222 nucleotides long. It is a transcript of the gene clstn1, whose product is annotated as calsyntenin 1. The transcript has 19 exons. NCBI's taxonomy places the organism in Eukaryota, Metazoa, Chordata, Actinopteri, Labriformes, Labridae. Gene Ontology annotation, biological process: homophilic cell-cell adhesion; positive regulation of synapse assembly; positive regulation of synaptic transmission. The record is from RefSeq and is a predicted model, not a curated record. Bases 187 to 3132 code for a protein of 981 amino acids. Gene Ontology annotation, molecular function: amyloid-beta binding; kinesin binding; calcium ion binding. Gene Ontology annotation, cellular component: postsynaptic membrane; cell surface.